UGUGGGAGCAGCUCGGGAGUUCUGUUUUGGAAGCUGCAAGUCCCGGGGGUCUUCCCAGGGCACUGGCGAGGGCAGGGGACCGCCAUGUCCAGCCUGCUGCUGCUCACUGCUGCGCUCCUUUCCAGCUGGGCCCAGCUGCCUGCCGAAGCCAGCUCUUGGUGGUCUUUAGCGAUGAACCCGGUGCAGAGGCCUGAGAUGUUUAUCAUCGGUGCCCAGCCAGUGUGCAGUCAGCUUCCCGGGCUUUCGCCCGGUCAGAGAAAGCUGUGCCAGCUGUACCAGGAGCACAUGGCCUAUAUAGGGGAAGGCGCCAAGACAGGCAUCAAGGAGUGCCAGUACCAGUUCCGGCAGAGACGGUGGAACUGCAGCACCGUGGAUAACACGUCUGUCUUCGGGAGAGUCAUGCAGAUAGGGAGCAGAGAGACUGCCUUCACCUACGCGGUGAGCGCGGCCGGGGUGGUGAAUGCCAUCAGCCGAGCCUGCCGUGAGGGUGAGCUCUCCACAUGUGGCUGCAGCCGGACAGCACGGCCCAAGGACCUCCCCCGGGACUGGCUGUGGGGUGGCUGUGGGGACAACGUGGAGUACGGCUACCGCUUUGCCAAGGAGUUUGUGGAUGCCCGGGAGCGGGAGAAGAACUUUGCCAAGGGAUCAGAGGAGCAGGGCCGAGUGCUCAUGAAUCUGCAGAACAACGAGGCUGGUCGAAGGGCCGUGUACAAGAUGGCAGACGUUGCCUGCAAAUGCCACGGCGUCUCGGGGUCCUGCAGCCUCAAGACCUGCUGGCUCCAGCUGGCCGAGUUCCGCAAGGUGGGAGACCAGCUCAAGGAGAAGUAUGACAGCGCAGCCGCCAUGCGCAUCACCCGCAAGGGCCGGCUGGAGCUGGUGAACAGCCGCUUCAACCAGCCCACCCCGGAGGACCUGGUCUACGUGGACCCCAGCCCGGACUACUGCCUGCGCAACGACACCACCGGCUCGCUGGGCACCCAGGGCCGCCUGUGCAACAAGACCUCGGAGGGCAUGGACGGCUGCGAGCUCAUGUGCUGUGGCCGUGGCUACGACCAGUUCAAGAGCGUGCGGGUGGAGCGCUGUCACUGCAAGUUCCACUGGUGCUGCUUCGUCAAGUGCAGGAAGUGCACUGAGGUGGUCGACCAGUACGUCUGCAAAUAGCCGCGGGCCUGUGCGGCGCCGGCUAUGUGUAUAAGUCUAUAUAAAUCUAUUUUAUAUGUGUAUACAUAAGUGGAUGGAUGCUAACUAAUUAAAAGAAGAACAUGGACAGGAAAAGCUUAUUUAAGAGACGCUGGAGAUGUCCGAGGAGGGGUCACUGCUGCUUCUCCGCUCCCAGGGGGCUGGGCAAAGGGGCUUUUCCCCCGCUCUGGCGGGGACUCUCAGGGCAUAGGGAAUGUGCACUGUCUGCCCGCGGUAGCCUUGAGGAGGCAGGUCGUGGGGAGACGGAGAAGAUGGUUUUGUCUGGGAGUCUGGUGUCUUCGGGGUAGAGGACACCCCUAGGAUCCCAGGGGCAGGCCACGAGGCUCCUUGCAGGUGGCAGCUUCCACCUAGCCGCUCAGGGUCUUGCCAGAUCACUGAUGGGUUCAGGGAGAGGCCGGGGUCUUGUGCCUUCAUUCGUGUGCCCACGGCAGCGUCUGCAGUGACAGGCCAGACGCCUCCCUGUGAAUGCCACCCUCUCCUGUCAUCACUCACUGGUGACCCCGAAUCCUUCCCUCUCUCCCUUUCCCCCUCCCCCCACGGCCCCUCUCUGGGGCCUGGAUGAUUCUUCCUCCUCAGCUCACUAGCUCCUGCCGCAAGUUCCCGUCACCGAGAGGAACGGGACGGGGAAGGACAUGAACUGAGUAUCUGUGCCUGAGCUACAGAGAGCCAGUGCAAAGCUGGACUGAGGACGUCGCACUGUGCUCCCACACAGGGAAGCCAACUUGGGAUGCUGCUGCUCUCACUUCCUUCAUCUAGGGAGGCCUCACGAAUGACAGGAAGCGUAGCUGGGUCAGGCCCGCUGGCCUGGCACGGUCUCUUCAUCUCUGCCCCAGAUGUACAGUUUCUUGCUGACAUUAAAUGCCCUUCCCUGAAGUUACUCUCCCUUUUUUCCUUAUUUGGACACACGGUUUUCUUGAGUCUCCUUUUGUUGUUGACUUGAUCCUUCAAACCCACUACCUGGUGUACCUCUGCAAGACAGUCAGGAAACAGAGACCUUUUUAGAGCUCAAGUCUGGUGAUUAGAAGGAAGGACAGGAGAAUAAUUAUGAGAAUUAAAAUUGGUAAUGCUCGAAGCAAUCUCCCCAAGGGCUAACUAACAAAGAGGACACAGAGUGGGUGGUCCCUACUGCUGUUUCCAUGAUGAACAAAGGAGUCAGGAGGUCUAAGUUUAGCUUCCUGUCUGUCUUCACACUGCAAGUUAGCCUCCAGGUUAACUCUGGCUCCCCAGGCCCUCUGUAGGCUUCUUUAGGCCACAUCUCUUGUUUUUAACCCCAGAACGUGGAGCCUGGGGUUUGGCGGGGGGAGGGGUGGGGGGAGUGCGACAGAACUUGGAAAUCCAAGAAAUCCGAUGUUAUGUCCCAGAAAGGGAGGAGGAGGCUACUGGAAAAGACACUGAUCUCGGCUGCACAGAGAGGCUGGCUUUGGAGAGACUCACCUGCAGGUGAGCCAGCUAGCAGGAAUGGCCACCAGUUUAAUUCCAGAAGAGUUUCUUCCUGAGGAAAUAGUGGGAAUGGGGUCAUGGCAAAUGGUACUUGCAAAACAAUCCAAAAGAUUCUACCUGGAGUAUCCGUGGCCAUUUAUGCUACUGUAGCUUUAGGACCUCAGGAAGAACCUUCUUAACAUCACAGACUAUUUCAGCCUUCAGUUUAUUUUGCCAGAAACUGUUCCUGACACUGCUGUUCAGAUUCCAUAGACCAGUCAUGGUCCAUGAAAGAUAGCGAUUGAAGUGAGUUGGCCUACAAAAGAUUAAACCCUGUUUAUUUGUUGUGUUUAACCAAAUCAGCUGACCAGUCGCACUUAACCAAGCCAGCUGACCGGUUGCACAGACCAGCCAGAAGCAGUGUUUUGGACAUGGGCUGGCAUUACGGCCCUGCCCAACAUCACUAUUCUGGAGGUCCAGAGUUACCUUCUAUCAGAUAUUCAAAGCGUUUAAGGACUGAACUGCAAUUUGAAUUCAUCCUUAAGAACCCUGGGAAAUGUGCUCAGAGUCCACAAUCCCCACAGAAAUGCUGUGGAAAUGUGCUUGAGAAUAUGGAGACCAGCCCAAGAAAAAUGAGCUUCUGUUCAGCACCCUGGAAUCCCAAUGCAGGAAGAGAAAGUGGCGAUCAGAUCACCAGUUCUGGCACCUGCAAAACUUGAUUGGUCUCCAAAGCUUAAAAUAGAAAGUCAGAGGCCCCCAACACUAGGGGUUUGUGUUCAGUUGGCCUGGAGUGGAGCUAGGACUUCUGCCUGCACCUUUAACAAGGGCGUGAGGAACGAACCAUCUCGAAGACUUAACCGCAGAGCCACUGGGGCUGUGGCAGCCAGGUCCUGCUCCCAGCCCAGCGCUGUGCACAACCCCCUAGCGCCAGCAAAUCAUCAUGAUUCACGCAGUCUGGGGCCCUCCCUGGUGGCACGACUGGUUAAAGCGUGGCACUGUGACACUAUCCGCAGCCACUGCAGUACGAGUUCCAUCCCUGGCCAGGGAGGUGACCCACAGGGCACAGCAGACCUCU
Molecule: messenger RNA, 3694 nt
Organism: Condylura cristata (star-nosed mole)
Lineage: Eukaryota; Metazoa; Chordata; Mammalia; Eulipotyphla; Talpidae
Gene: WNT5B
Product: wingless-type MMTV integration site family, member 5B
Exons: 5
Coding region: 85-1161 (358 amino acids)
Biological process (GO): multicellular organism development; cell fate commitment; neuron differentiation
Cellular component (GO): extracellular region
Molecular function (GO): frizzled binding; cytokine activity
Source: RefSeq, a predicted model, not a curated record